Molecule: messenger RNA, 787 nt
Organism: Cyclopterus lumpus (lumpfish)
Lineage: Eukaryota; Metazoa; Chordata; Actinopteri; Perciformes; Cyclopteridae
Product: lysyl oxidase homolog 1-like
Exons: 7
Coding region: 20-679 (219 amino acids)
Biological process (GO): peptidyl-lysine oxidation
Molecular function (GO): copper ion binding; protein-lysine 6-oxidase activity
Source: RefSeq, a predicted model, not a curated record
UGGCCUCGAGAACCCCAGCAUGAAUGUCGGGAGUGUGUACAGGACAGAACAGACAGGUUUGCCUGACCUGGUUCCUGAUCCCAACUAUGUCCAGGCUUCCACAUAUAUCCAGAAAGCCCACAUGUACUCUCUCCGCUGUGCUGCUGAAGAAAAAUGUCUUUCAAGCUCUGCAUAUGGCCCUGAGACCACAGACUACGAUGUAAGGGUCCUGCUUCGAUUCCCUCAGAGGGUGAAGAAUAAGGGGACUGCCGACUUCAUGCCCAACAGGCCACAUCAUACCUGGGAGUGGCAUAGUUGUCACCAGCACUACCACAGUAUGGAUGAGUUCAGCCACUAUGAUUUACUGGAAGUCAGUACUGGCCGUAAAGUGGCAGAGGGACACAAGGCUAGCUUCUGUCUGGAGGACACCACCUGUGACUUUGGCCACCUGAAGCGCUAUGCCUGUACCACUCAAACUCAGGGUUUGAGCCCAGGCUGCUACGAUACAUACAAUGCUGAUAUUGACUGCCAAUGGAUUGACAUAACGGACAUUCAGCCUGGAAAAUACAUACUAAAGGUAACAGUUAAUCCCAAAUUCUUGGUGCUGGAAUCAGAUUUCACCAACAACGUGGUCAGGUGUAACAUACACUACACAGGACGAUUUGUUACAACAAACAACUGUAGGAUAACACAGUCUUGAUCGGGCACUGGAAGGCUGCCAUGGGUGACCCUGAUUGCUAUUCCAUUGAAAUGUGAAUGGAAUCCAUUUGUUGUUGGUCCAUUGUUGUUUGUCUCAACUAUUUUGUGC